This is a messenger RNA of Drosophila guanche, 924 nucleotides long. RefSeq names its product osteocalcin 2-like. Bases 123 to 836 code for a protein of 237 amino acids. The transcript has 2 exons. The record is from RefSeq and is a predicted model, not a curated record. NCBI's taxonomy places the organism in Eukaryota, Metazoa, Arthropoda, Insecta, Diptera, Drosophilidae.
CUUUUGUACUCCUUCUCACACGCCUAUUCUUUUACGUUUUCAAAACAGAACUGUGCGGACGCGUGCCGCGCAAGAAUAUUGAUCGAGCUUUUGUAAUUUGGCGUAAAAAACACAAGGAACCGAUGGAACGCAAACGCGAACGGAAGCGGCUGUACCGCGGCUUGGACAAACAUGAGCGCAAUCUGUCCUCCUCGUCCUCGUCCUCGUCGCCGACGUCGGUAGCUAGGCAGGUCUCGUCGAAAGCCAGCGACGAUCCCCGCCCGACGACCAGUGCAGUGGCGGAACCCAAGCGCGAACGGAAGCGGCUGAACCGCGGCUUCGACAAACAUGAGCGCAAUCUGUCCUCCUCGUCCUCGUCCUCGUCGCCGACGUCGGUAGCUAGGCAGGUCUCGUCGAAAGCCAACGACGAUCCCCGCCCGACGACCAGUGCAGUGGCGGAACCCAAGCGCGAACGGAAGCGGCUGUACCGCGGCUUGGACAAUCAUGAGCUCAAUCUGUCCUCCUCGUCCUCGUCGCCGACGUCGGUAGCUAGGCAGGACAGUGCCACAACCAUAUCAAGUUCAUCACAGUCCAGUGGGAAAACCCAAAUGGUCGUCCCGUCGGAAGCCGGCGACGAUCCCCGCCCGACGUCCAGUGCCUUGGCGGCAGAUGCACGGAAUUGGGUGUAUUUUCCUAGUUAUUAUGACUCUGAUGAUUUUAUAAGCUCUGAUAUGAGCCUUAACGCAGUAAACGGUACUCGGCUGCCUAACAUACAGCCAAUACCCAGGCGUCGAGAGACGCUAAUAUUAAAUAAGAAAGCCAUGGAUAUAUAUCUGGCAGGGACCACAGGCGGGUAAUAAUAAUAAUAAUAUAGACCCACUAAUAGUUAUGUAAUUAGAUUUCAACAUCUAAAUAAAAACAUAUCCAGAUUCUAGAACUUUCAAA